Patiria miniata (bat star) is the source of this 2996-nucleotide messenger RNA. RefSeq names its product kynurenine/alpha-aminoadipate aminotransferase, mitochondrial-like. The record is from RefSeq and is a predicted model, not a curated record. Lineage: Eukaryota; Metazoa; Echinodermata; Asteroidea; Valvatida; Asterinidae. The coding region runs from base 297 to 1580 and encodes 427 amino acids. Gene Ontology annotation, biological process: biosynthetic process. The transcript has 13 exons. Gene Ontology annotation, molecular function: L-kynurenine:2-oxoglutarate transaminase activity; pyridoxal phosphate binding.
GGCGCCACACACACUUUAUUAUUUUUGUAAAUAAACACCGCACCUUCGUAUUUACCGUCGCGUACCGUGACCUUAACCAAAUGAAAUGUCUGGUCGAACCUUUAUUAUUGUCGGACGUACGUGAGCAAGGCAGGCAGCCAUAAAGUGCCAGUACUCCAGUCGAGAACCUUCUUGUAUGUGGGAGUGAACAUCGGCGUGUAUCCCUCUCUCGCUGCAGAGUGGCAUUCUCUGCAAAUCAUCAUCAAGAUUAGAGGAAUACCACCGAGCAUUAAUCAGCAAAACGUUAGGUUUGCAAGAUGAAUUACGCCCGGUUCCUCAAUGCAGUCAGUAAGGCUAGACGCCCAUCUCCGCUAAGAGGACUAACUGAGAUCCUUCAACAAAGCCCGGCAGGCACCAUCUCUAUGGCAACCGGCCUGCCCAAUGUUGAGCAGUUCCCAUUCCGAGAGGCCACCUUCCAGCUAAUGGAUAAAACUCACAUGCAUGUGAAUGCCUCUGAGAUGAAGAAAGCCCUGCAGUACACAGCCACACCUGGAUUACCGGAGUUGAGAGAUUGGCUUAUCGACAUGCAGACCCAGAUCCACAACCCUCCGACGCUGGACAGCACCAAUCCAGACAGCCAGAUGGACUUGAUAGUUUCUACAGGGAGUCAGCAUGCACUCAGCACAUCCUGUGAAAUGCUGUUGGCCAAAAACGACCAUGUAUUGACAUCAAGUCCGCUAUAUCCAGGAACAGUGGCAAUUCUGAGACCAUUAGGCACCAAGUUCCUGACCAUUGAAGUGGAUGGGGACGGCAUGAUACCAGAUCGGAUCAGAGAAGUCAUGUCACAGUGGGACCCAGAAGAAGGCCAGAGCGAAAGCUCUGAUAUCCCAAGGGUUCUGUGUGUGGUCCCCAAUGGUGACAAUCCCUCCGGUGCUGGCUUGUCGUUAGAAAGGAAGAAAGACAUCUAUAGUAUUGCACAGAAGUAUAAUAUGAUAAUCAUGGAGGAUGAUCCCUACUACUUCAUCCAGUUCAAUAAGCCCAAGGUGCCAAGUUUUCUGUCUUUGGAUGUGGAUGGGCGUGUCCUCAGGUUUGAUUCAUUCUCCAAGAUUCUGUCGGCAGGAAUGCGUGUUGGGUUUCUGACGGGGCCCAAAUACCUGCUACAGCGAGUCAACAUGCACAUGCAGGCCUCAGUGCUUCACACUGGGGGCAUGUCACAGAUGUUGAUAUUCAAGCUGUUAGAAAAGUGGGGAAUGGAAGGCUUCCUUGACCACACAGACAAUGUAGCUGCAUUUUACGAAGGGCGACGUGACAUGAUCCUAGAAUCUGCAGAUAGGUGGCUCCGAGGCCUGGCUGAGUGGCAUGAGCCGCGUGGAGGCAUGUUCCUCUGGCUCAAACUCCUAGGCAUCCAGGACACCACUGACCUGAUCAUGAAGAAGGCAAGACACAAAGGUGUCCUCUUCGUUCCAGGGGGCGUCUUCUACCCUGAGAACAACAAGAUGUCACCGCACCUACGAGCGGCGUACUCGCUUUCUACGCCUGAAGAAAUGGAUGAGGGAAUGCGGCGGUUAUCGCUUAUUGUCAAGGAGGAGAUGGGACUGUGAGAGAGGCAGGAGACGUCCAAUCACUUUACACCUCACAAACAUCAGCUGAAACAAUGUACAGGAUCCACCCAGAUCUUCCAUUUUACUGGCUGUUCAAAUUCAUCUAUGUAAAUGUUAUUUAUUUACCAGGUUCCUGCAACAGGCACAGCAAUGUACAUGUAUUACUUGCCGUAAAGGUAUAGUUACCAUACAAAAUAUGUCCCUCCAAAAGUGUCUGUCUAACUAUUUGUGAUAGACCUCCCAUUUUUAACACCCACCCCCACAAACUAGGAUUUAAGAAACCCAAACUGAAUUCCAUGUAUCAGGCAAAAUGUAUGCCAAGAAUGUUCAGUAUUAAAGUGCGCUACAAACAAAAUGCUUCAAGAAUCUCUUCAUGUUGUGCAUGAAAGUGUUGGGUUUUGAAAUACGUUUUGUUAAUCUUCAUUUUUGUUUUGAAAAACGAAAUAUGUACAUAUUUUAUAUGCAGUUGUGUUUAUAUUUUUUUCAAGCUAACUUGAAUCCUUGAUCCUGAUUGGUUGUUCCAUGGCAACAGCAUUGCUCUCCACGAAUUGCACUAUUCUAAAAUGUGCUAUUCCCAGUGCUAACACAUGAAAUAAUAUAACCGCUGAAAAGUUUGUGUACAGCAUGCGUGUUCCAUCUUUACUGUGUGUCAAGUUUGCUUUAAGAUAAAGUCAUUAUAUGUGCUCUUGGAUCACGGAAAUUUAGUGUAUCUGUGUUCCAUAUGCCACUUGGCUUUUGGCCGCAUGGUAUAUUGGACAUAGACGUACUACAUUACUCCAAGUGCCACUGGCGCUCAUAGAAUAACUACUAUUUGGUAUAAUGGUUAAGUAUUUUAAGAGUAUAUUAAAUGGAAUGUUAAGAAUAUUAACAGUAUGUUGGUUUUGUUUUUUUAGUCUGUCACACUAUCUGGUUUUCUUGAUAUGGUCGUAUUGGCAAAUGGUGGUAGUGAACUUCAUGUACUGAAAUGCACUGUAGAUACAUACGUUUAAGAUGCCAUGUCAAUAUGUAAGAGUCUGAAUUUAUGUACAUAAUACAGGUGUACCAAUAUUUUAUUUUAUCGUCUGGUUCAUCCAAUAAUGUUUCUUGUUUUGUUUUUUAGAUUUUUGAAUUAAUUAUGCAAUGUUCGAGUUCCGAAUAUUUUUUAAAAUAAAAUUUCAUUGCAAUUGAAGACACUGCCAAGUGUAAUUAUGCGUGUACAUGUAUAUUGUUCUCUCUGGUAUUUGAAAUUUACAGAGAACCACUCUACCCCUUUCAUUCUAAUGGUAUCUAAUUUCUUGUCAUGAUGAACUCCAUAAAUGAACAAUACCACCUUAUUCAUGUGUCGGCCAUAUUUAAUUGAAAACGAGCUAAUAUCUUCAUUUUUGGAACUUGAGAGUAGAAAUGAAAGCAAUGAAAUAAAUGUUCAUUAUUAAUUAA